AUGUAUCAAGAAGACAUGAUAGAUGAAGACGAUGGCUGUGGCGGCCAAGAGCCUCGUCGUCGUCGGAACCACCCUCAGAUCAAGCAUAUUCGGCCGCGUGUGAACAAGCCGAGCUCUGUCGACGACUAUCUAAAACGCCAGGAUGGGAGACAACGCCACAGUACCGGUAGUGAAAUACUGUGGGAACUGAACCACCAUUAUGAAUUUGAAGAAAAGAAACUCCAAUUGAAACAAGAAGAAGAAGAAAAGCAGCCACCAGAAGCACAACGCUUGGACAAGGAGGUUGUCAUUGCUGCUCCACCCACACAACAAGAAUCAGGGCCGAUCAACGACGACAAUCCAAAAAUCACCGUUGGCAAGGCGAUCCCUUGGAAGAAGAAUUCGAGUCGCACCAUUGCUCGUGGCGGAGCUUCUUCUUACUAUGGAGUGUAUGUGCACGAGGUCCACUUGACGGCCACUUCUAUUUGGGUGCAAGUCAUGGCGUUGGGGGAAUGGAAUCUGCCAUCCCCAAAGUCCAGUUUGUUCUGUGUGAUUGCCGAGGGGGAAUCUUGGGACCAAUUGGCAGAGGAAGAGCAUGCCCUCAGUAAAGAACACAAAUACUAUCCCAGUCGAUUCGAUCGGGCGCAAUGGCAGCCCUCCUCCUCCUCCUCCUCUAAGACAACCAAGCAAGGAUCCUACGAAGGCACAUUGGUCUUGCCAAGAACCUUUCUGGAAACAUCCCUGAAACAGCAAGCAGACAAAGCAACACUUUGCAUGCGAUAUGCUGCCACGGCACCCUGGCACGAUGAUUAUGCCGUGAUCCAACUACUCGAGUGGAAAACUUUGUCUACAAGUACAUGUAGUAGUGGCCAUCAUCAUAAAACCUACUCUUGUCCUCGCAAGAAACAUCCCGUCCCCGUUCAAGAAGCUUGGAGGGCCAUCUUUCCACAAGAAGUAUUGGAACGGUUUCGAGCAAGAGAAGUCAAAAAGAUUUAG
Seminavis robusta is the source of this 975-nucleotide messenger RNA. The record is from the annotation of a GenBank genome assembly. Lineage: Eukaryota; Bacillariophyta; Bacillariophyceae; Naviculales; Naviculaceae.